AUGUUGUACCGCUUACGUAAAUAUGGUUUUUCCGCAAAGAUUCUUGAGGCCGGUGAUGGUAUUGGUGGUACAUGGUAUUGGAAUCGUUAUCCAGGUGCACGUUGUGACAUUGAAAGUAUGCAGUACUCCUAUUCAUUCUCAGAAGAAUUACAACAAGAAUGGAAAUGGUCGGAAAUAUUUUCAUCUCAGUCAGAGAUCUUGCGUUAUCUCAAUUAUGUUGUUGAUAAAUUUGAUCUUCGUAAGGAUAUUCAACUCGGUACUCGAGUGGAUACAGUCUAUUUCGAUGAGGCGCAUUCACGUUGGGAAGUACAAACAAAUCGAGAAGAUAGACUUUUCGCCAAUUUUUGCAUAAUGGCCACUGGUUGUCUCUCAACAGCUCGCGUUCCACAAAUCAAAGGACUUGAUAUUUUCAACGGUCAACACUAUCAUACAGGUCGAUGGCCACAUAUGAAUAUUUGCUUUAAUGGACGUCGUGUGGCCGUCAUUGGCACCGGCUCCUCUGGCAUACAAUCGAUUCCAGUCAUUGCUGAACAAGCAGAUCAUGUCUUUGUAUUUCAACGAACACCAAAUUUCAGUAUUCCAUCUCGCAAUGGACUUCUCAAAGCCGAAUAUGAACAAUGGUGGAAAUCGAAUUAUGCAGAGUAUCGGCGGCAGAUCUCCGAAGCACCCUUUGGAUUCAUACUCAAAGACAAAAAGAAUAUUUCAGCAAUGACUGUAACGCCAGAGGAACGCCAACAUGAGUUGGAGAGAAGUUGGCAAAAUGGUGGUCUUGAUUUUUUAUUGAGUUUCAAUGAUCUCUUUAUCAACAAGGAAUCCAAUGAUGCAGCAGCUGAAUUCGUACGCACUAAGAUCCGUGAAACUGUCAAAAAUCCCGAGGUAGCUGAGGUUUUGAUUCCACAGAAUUAUCCGAUAGGUACCAAGCGUCUGUGUGUCGACACCAACUACUUUCAGGCUUUUAAUCGCGACAAUGUCACGUUAGUUGAUCUUCGAAACGGACCGAUCGAUGAAAUAACACCCAAUGGCAUUCGUAUCAAAGAGAAAGUCUACGAAGUGGAUGAUAUUGUGUUUGCGACAGGAUUUGAUGCGAUGACUGGAGCUUUGCUUCAAAUUGAUAUUCAUGGUCGUUCUGGCAAAACACUUCAAGACAAAUGGGCAGAAGGUCCUCGCACCUAUCUCGGUUUGAUGAUGGCCGAUUUUCCGAAUCUCUUCAUCAUCACUGGUCCUGGUAGCCCAUCGGUACUAACGAAUAUGCUUCCUUCUAUUGAGCAACAUGUCGAUUGGAUAGUCGAAUGUCUCAACUAUCUUCGUAUGCAUCAUUACGAUACGAUCGAACCGCAAGUAGAAGCAGAAAAUGCAUGGGUUCUUCAUGUUAAUGAAAUCGCCAAUGCAACGCUCUUUCCUCUGGCUAACUCAUGGUACGUUGGAGCGAAUAUCGAUGGUAAACCCAGAGUCUUUAUGCCAUAUGCAGGCGUAUCAUUGCCAACAAGAGCAAUUAUCAAAACGACAACAGGUCAAAUGGUGAAUUUAAUUUCAAAUGAUGUCAGUAAAUUUGAAGAACUAUACAAAUUUAUUCAUCAUUUAUGGGCGACACCAGUCGAAGUACUUUUUGUCUUUGGUAUAAUUUGGAACGAAAUUGGUAUUCCGACCAUGUUCGGCUACGUUGUAUUGUUACUACAAGUACCAUUACAAUUGUGUUUCAGUAAAAAAUUUGGAGCAUACAGAAAAAAUACCAUGCGUUGGACUGAUGAACGUGUAAAAUUAACCAAUGAAAUAUUGGUUGGUGGGCAAAUUGUUAAAAUGUACCGAUGGGAAGAAGCGCUGGAGACAGUUAUACAUAACACAAGAAAAAAAGAAUUUAAAAGUAUUCGAAAAGCGAAUCGAAUUCGAGCAAUUAAUAUGGCCAUUUAUUUUUCAUCAGUAUCAUUAGUUUCAUUGGCUACGUUUGGUGGAAGCUGGUUAAUGGGUCAGACAUUGUCUAGUGCGAAUAUAUUUACAAUAUUAUCAUUGUUUGGUGUGCUUAGAAACCAAGUCGCUGCUGGCUUACCUUCUGCUAUUGAGAAAUUUAGUGACAGUCUAAUACCAUCAAAAUGUAUUAAUCGAUUCAUGAAUUUAUGGAAACAGACCCAUGCAAAAACAUUCGAAGAGCAUUCUACAGACAUGUCUAAACGUAUAUCAGGUAGUAUAAUAAUGGAUUGA
Rotaria sp. Silwood1 is the source of this 2196-nucleotide messenger RNA. Lineage: Eukaryota; Metazoa; Rotifera; Eurotatoria; Philodinida; Philodinidae. The record is from the annotation of a GenBank genome assembly.